Messenger RNA from Durio zibethinus, 3834 nucleotides. NCBI's taxonomy places the organism in Eukaryota, Viridiplantae, Streptophyta, Magnoliopsida, Malvales, Malvaceae. The record is from RefSeq and is a predicted model, not a curated record.
UUUUUUUUUUCCCUUUUCUUCUGUGAAAAUCUUUUAAAAGGCUCUCGUUCUUUUCCUUCUUAUAUUUUGUUGUCUGGGCAGAAGAUCAUCUCUCUUGAAAAGGGUUUUUAGUAGUUCAAGCAUGCAGAGAACGAGAUACAACACAACACUCUCUUGCCAAAACUAGGGUUCCCAUUUACUCUCUUUGAAACGCCGAGCCAACUGAUUUUAAGGCCUCCUCUAUUUCAUACCUAAAACCAAAAGAAAGGGUUUUUUUUUUUUUUUUUUUUUCCAUAAAAAGCAGAUACGGAGAGAGAGAGAUAGAGAACGAGGAGCUAAGCUGGAAACAUAAAGGGUUAUGCUUGCCCUCUUUCUCUUUCUUUCUCUCCAUUAAAAAUCACAUCUUUGUAGAGAGGGAGUUGGAGACAUUUGCAGUUUGUUUUAUCCUUUAGUCUCCUCUAUCCUCUCUCUUUGCUUUCUUUUCUUUUGUUUAAUUUGGUUGGUCUUGUUCAAAUAUUUAUUUUUUGAAACCUGUCUUUGUGGAACACAGUUUCAUAGAUUUUUUUCUCUUUUUUUUUUUUUUUAUGUAUAUGUAAGUCUGCAAUUUGGGUUCUAUUCCUUAAGAGUUAAUAAUUUACUAAUUUCAUGGUCAAAGCCGAGUCAUGGCUUGGAAACGAAGCAAAUCAGUCAUAUGGGAGUGUAGUUAGAGAGUGUGGUUGUAAAUUUGCAGAGAAAAAGAAACCAAAAUCAAAGUCGAGUGCUUGAUAUAAAUAAGAACAAUAAAGAAAGAUUAAAGGAAAAAGAGACUUUCUUUGAUGAGUUUUGGGGGCUUUCUUGAUAACAGCUCUGGUGGAGGCCUUGGGGGUGCAAGAAUAGGCACAGACAUCACCUACAGCAACGACAUGCCCACCGGUGCUAUUGCUCAGCCUCGCCUUGUCUCUCCUUCUCUUCCUAAGAGCAUGUUCAACUCUCCGGGCCUCUCGCUUGCUCUUCAGCAACCGAAUAUAGAUAACCAUGGAGAUGGGACUAGAAUGGGUGAGAAUUUUGAGGGAAGUGUUGGGAGAAGAAGCCGAGAAGAGGAACAUGAGAGCAGAUCUGGAAGUGAUAACAUGGAUGGAGCUUCAGGUGAUGAUCAAGACGCAGCCGACAACCCUCCGAGGAAAAAGAGAUACCACCGACACACUCCUCAGCAAAUCCAAGAGCUUGAAACUCUCUUCAAGGAGUGCCCUCAUCCCGAUGAGAAACAGAGAUUGGAGCUUAGCAAAAGGCUUUGCUUAGAAACCAGACAGGUCAAGUUUUGGUUUCAAAACCGCCGUACCCAAAUGAAGACCCAAUUGGAACGCCAUGAGAACAAUUUGCUGAGGCAGGAGAAUGAUAAGCUUCGAGCUGAGAAUAUGUCUAUUAGGGAUGCUAUGAGGAACCCAAUUUGCACUAACUGUGGGGGUCCAGCAAUUAUUGGUGAUAUAUCUCUCGAAGAGCAACAUCUUAGGAUCGAGAACGCCCGUUUAAAGGAUGAGUUAGAUCGAGUUUGUGCACUUGCUGGCAAGUUUUUGGGGCGUCCAGUUUCAGCACUAGUUGCAUCAAUGCCAAACUCAAGUUUAGAACUUGGAGUUGGUAGCAAUGGUUAUGGAGGUUUAAGCACCGUGGCUACAACAUUGCCUUUGGGGCAUGAUUUUGGAGAUGGGAUAGCAAGUGCUUUGCCAGUGAUUCCUCCUAACAGACCAACAACUGGAGUAACUGGACUUGAUAGAUCGGUGGAAAGAUCGAUGUUUUUGGAGCUUGCUUUGGCUGCAAUGGAUGAAUUGGUUAAGAUGGCACAGACUGAUGAACCACUUUGGAUUAGGAGCUUGGAAGGUGGAAGAGAAAUAUUAAACCAAGAUGAGUACGUGAGGACAUUCACUUCUGGCAUUGGCAUGAAACCAAGUGGUUUUGUCACUGAAGCUUCUAGAGAGACUGGGGUGGUGAUUAUCAACAGUUUGGCCCUUGUUGAAACUUUGAUGGACUCGGUGAGCCAACUAUACGUAUAUCCAAUUACGACAUCAACCACUGAUGUGAUAUCUAGUGGCAUGGGAGGAACCAGAAAUGGUGCACUUCAGCUGAUGCAUGCUGAGCUCCAAGUCCUUUCUCCUUUGGUUCCAGUUCGUGAGGUCAAUUUCCUAAGGUUCUGCAAGCAGCAUGCAGAAGGGGUUUGGGCGGUGGUCGAUGUGUCUAUUGACACCAUCCGAGAAACUCCUGGUGCACCAACUUUUGUGAACUGCAGGAGGCUUCCUUCUGGCUGUGUUGUGCAAGAUAUGCCCAAUGGAUACUCCAAGGUUAUAUGGGUUGAAUGUGCAGAAUAUGACGAGAGCCAAGUUCACCAACUCUACCGCCCUUUACUGAGAUCUGGCAUGGGCUUUGGUGCCCAACGCUGGGUGGCGACCCUCCAACGCCAAUGCGAAUGCCUUGCUAUCCUCAUGUCCUCUGCGGUUCACACUAGAGACCAUACUGCUAUAACUGCAAGUGGGAGACGAAGCAUGUUGAAGCUAGCCCAGCGGAUGACGGAUAAUUUCUGUGCUGGAGUGUGUGCCUCGACGGUUCAUAAAUGGAACAAGCUGAAUGCUGGGAACGUGGGUGAAGACGUUAGGGUUAUGACUCGGAAGAGCGUUGAUGACCCUGGUGAGCCACCAGGCAUCGUUUUGAGCGCGGCUACUUCAGUUUGGUUGCCAGUGUCGCCUCAAAGACUGUUUGAUUUUCUACGUGAUGAACGACUGAGGAGCGAGUGGGACAUCUUGUCGAAUGGUGGACCCAUGCAAGAGAUGGCCCACAUCGCCAAAGGCCAAGAUCAUGGCAACUGCGUCUCCCUCCUCCGUGCUAGCGCAAUGAACGCAAACCAGAGCAGUAUGCUGAUAUUGCAGGAGACAUGCAUAGACGCGGCGGGGUCGCUUGUUGUGUACGCGCCCGUUGACAUUCCAGCCAUGCACGUGGUAAUGAACGGUGGUGAUUCUGCUUACGUGGCACUACUACCCUCUGGUUUUGCUAUCGUCCCAGAUGGUCCAGGUUCUCGUGGACCCAUCUCUAAUGGACAUAUUAACGUGAAUGGCGGUGCUGGCGAGUCGCACAGAGUGGGUGGGUCCCUUCUCACCGUGGCUUUCCAAAUAUUGGUGAACAGUUUACCGACGGCCAAGCUUACGUUGGAAUCAGUGGAGACAGUCAAUAAUCUGAUUUCAUGCACCGUCCAGAAGAUCAAAGCUGCCCUUCAUUGCGAAAGCUGAGGGCAAAAACUCACGUGAUACUGAGGGCAGCUUCUUUUAUAGUUUUUUAAUUUUGUACUAGCCUUUUUUUUUUAAUUUUAACAUGGAAGUCCGUUGUGUAUUACUUUAGUCAUUUAUAGGGUUGGUUGUGGCGAAGACUGAGGAGAGCUUUGGCCUUUGUAUUGUGUGAUCUGUGAUGGAGUGUGUGUGUGUGUGUGUGUGACUCAGUGAGUUGGGGGUGUGGAGUCAAGAACGAACCGCGCGAGCAGACUCCUUGCAUGGUGAGGGUCAGGCAGCGACUCGGUGGAAAAUAAAAAGACUGUUUUUCAGCACUAGGCAAGGGUGGUGGUUCGGGUAUUGACUCAGGUCGACCCCUGGCAGGCUUAUCGUGGGGUGGUGGGGAGGGAGAUAGUCAAAACUCAAAACCCAAAAACAAGAAAUCUUCAAAAACAGAGCCUUAUUGUUGUAAUAAUCCAAUCUAUUUUUCCUGGUGGUUUAAUUUUUCAACUACAAAUUCUGUCGAGAAGAUUUCGUGGUCCUGUCAUAGUGUCAUGGAACAUGUUGUAUUGAGUUGUCACUUUUCUUUAGGGUUUGGCUUCAGGAAACUUAUUAAUUUAAUGUAUUG